UGUUGAUGACAUAAACCAUGGCCCCCGCUAAAAAGGUCAAACAGCAAAGUUCCGUGGAAUCGGCUGGGAAGCAGGGAGAUAUUCCUGCUGUUUUUGAGCCGAUCUCCUCGUUUUUUGAGAAGAAAGUACGAAAUUUGGAGAAGCGAAAGUCGAAGCUUGAAAGUUACAGAGCACUUCAAAAGGAGGGUAAAUUAACGGAUGCUGGACAGAAACAAGCAGUUGAAAAAUAUGACGAAGUGAAUGCGACUCUCUUCUUUGCGUCCACAAUCAUGCAGGAACUUCUACCGGUGCUUCUUGAAAUAUCAAAUGGAAUUGAGAAGAGAGCGGUAGACCGCGAAAAGGAAAAGGAGAGACUAACGAGAUCCACGAUUCGUUCUGUUCUUGACAUUCAGGAUCUCUAUGAGCAACUUGGCGAUGAUAAAGUCAGGGCUAACUUCGCCAGUGGAACUGAUAAUGCUCUCUUAUUGACUGAGGAUCAAUUAGCCACCAUUGACUCCUUGUACAUGACGUCUAAGCCUUCUCGAUACGAUUCGGAGGGAAACUUGAAGUCGAAGGGAGAAUACAAGAGAAACUUGGAUGAGUGCGUUGGCUCUUGGCAUAAGUUGCUGCAGAAAAGUGAAUGCAAAGACAAGCCUGGCGAGGUGAAAUCAACGGACAUGAAAUCUUUGUUUGAUUCAAUUGGGUCAUGUGACUUCUUCGAUUCGUCCAAGAAGAAAGUGCAAGAGGUGAUGCCGGCGGAGGUCAACAACAAUCACGAGCCGGUUACUGUACCUGAGCCACAAGUGUUGGAAACUCAUCAUGAAAAGCCACCUGCUGAGCCCACUGCUGAAAACCAUGACGUGAAAUCGACCCAGGCUGACAUCCUGGGAAGCUUGCAGGGGAGAGUUGUGAACUUUGUCCAAGACGACUUCGGACAUUUGCAAAAUACGCUGCCUGUUGUGACCCCGAGCCUUCCCAACUCUAGCGAGGUUACCUUCAAUGGCGGAUAUCAGGACACUUAUUCCGAUCUCUCCGCAAACAUGCAGACGAUGAAUUUGGAUAGCAACGUGCCGCAUACUUUUAACCAUUUUAAUGGAAAUGUAAUCAAUGAUGAGCCGCCAAAGAGUUCGCUGCCUCCUUCAAUGACCAACAAUGCAACUAUGUUUUCAUCAAGUGCUGCUCCCCAAGGAACCUUCCCCGCGGCGGAGAGUUGGGCUGAUGAAGCGUCUGAGAUGUUUGACAAAAACAUGGGAUCAUCUGGGGGUGACAACAAUUUCACUGAAGUGAAACAAAGAGGAGGCAUGAACAACAGGUAUCAAGGGAGGAAUGAUUUCGGUGGACGCGGCGGUGGAGGUGGCGGUGGCUAUCGAAACGAGUAUUCACGAGGAAUGAACAGAGGUGGACGUGGAUUUGAAGCUAGAGGAUACGGGAAUCGGCCCUAUCGAAACGAAUUCAGAGACGAUCAGAAUCAAGGAGGCAAUCGACAAGAAGGCGGCAAUUACUCACGAGGAGGCGGGGGCGGAAGAGGCUUCGGAGGAGGCGGCGGUGGCAAAGAGUUCUCUAGAUCUGGUGGUCCUGGCAACCGUGGUCCCGGAGAUCGAAGACCUAGAGGAGGUUAUGACAACAGACCCCCUCCUCAGAUGUUCACAAGUGCUAAUGCGGCAAAAUAGAAGUCAAUGGUAGCUGAGGAGAAUGAGAAUCUGAUACAUCACUUAUCACUAUAUUGCAAACUUCUUAUGGCCUAAUUUUAUCUUCCUGAUUUUUGUCUUUGAACUUUUACGCUCAGCUUUGUUUUUGAAGCGGGGAGCGUUGAAAUAUUUUGGUUUCCUCUGAUUAAUUCAUCAAGUCAAUAACAAGUCUGAGACUUCUGUGUCGUUUACGUUGAAUGGAAUCGUUUUCGAAGAGUUCAGAUAAAUUGAUGCUUAAUGCUCAACAAGCUGAUUUCAUUUGGAUUAACAUUAAUGUUGAAGUUAUCCAUA
This is a messenger RNA of Symsagittifera roscoffensis, 1958 nucleotides long. RefSeq lists its product as uncharacterized. NCBI's taxonomy places the organism in Eukaryota, Metazoa, Xenacoelomorpha, Acoela, Convolutidae. Gene Ontology annotation, molecular function: RNA binding. The transcript has a single exon. Bases 18 to 1649 code for a protein of 543 amino acids. The record is from RefSeq and is a predicted model, not a curated record. Gene Ontology annotation, cellular component: cytoplasm.